Molecule: messenger RNA, 2253 nt
Organism: Eimeria acervulina
Lineage: Eukaryota; Apicomplexa; Conoidasida; Eucoccidiorida; Eimeriidae
Exons: 7
Coding region: 1-2253 (750 amino acids)
Biological process (GO): post-translational protein targeting to membrane, translocation
Cellular component (GO): Sec62/Sec63 complex
Source: RefSeq, a predicted model, not a curated record
AUGCAGGCAAUGGCGUUGCGCGUAGAAGCAGAGAAGGGUUUUCGCUUUAAGCUGCGCUCGCCUUUAGGCUGUCCAUUAUACACCUUAAAACACAAACCCUACAUUCUUUUUCCUUACGGGCAUAAGUACAGGUCUCCUAACAGACCAAAGUGGUGGGUGGGGCGGAGGCUUGCGUACCCUCAUCACUCGCAUCAGAAGGUUUGGCUUCCUUCUUCUCUUCUUUCAGUUGAGUCUUUUGCGGUGCUGCAGCAGCAGCAGCAGCAGCAGCAGGAGCAACAGCAGCAGCAGCAGCAACUCCCCCCGCAGCAGCAGCAGCAGCAAAAAAAACAGCAAAAACAGCAAGCCAUAGAAAAAAGGAGACAGUUGCUGCAGCAGCUGCUGGAGACGGAGACUGCUCUCGCAGCAGCAGCAGCAGCACAUCGCCAGCCUGUGAGAAGAGGCAUCGGCAGCAGCAGCAACAACAGCAGCAACAGCAGCAGCAACAGCAGCAGCAGAGUACAGGUGGGCCUGUGGACCUACGAUCCUGUUGCUGCUGCUGCUAAGCUGCAGCAGCAGCAAAUUCUGCCCGAGGCAAUGCAUGCGCUGCCGCUGCAUGGAGUAAGUUUCCUCUUGCUGCGCGACAGACGCAGCAGCAGCAAGUUGCUGCAGCAGCAGCUGCAGCAGCACCACAGAAAGUGGCAGCAGCAGCAGAAGCUUACCGCCAGGGGAAUUGUAUUGCCGCCCCCUCUCAGACCGAGCAACAGCAGCAGCAGCAGCAGCAGCAGUAGCAGCGACGGCAGCAACAGCAGCAGCGACAGCAGCAGCAGCAGCAGCAGCAACAGCAGCGAAGCUGCUUCUGACUAUCAGCAAACACCUUCAGGAAGAACGAUGGCGUUUAUACCAAGAGAUGUUUGCUACAGGCACCGUCCUUUUAAAGCUCGGAUUUUAGGAGACCUUUUGUCUAUUCCCUCUCCUCGCCUCUGCGCCCUUUCCUCUGCUGCUGCUGCUGGCAGCAGCAGCAGCAGCAGCAACAGCAGCAGCAGAGACGGGCUAGCUGCAGCAAAUAUGCUGCAGCAGGAGCCUGCAGCAGUUGCUGCUGAGCCGGGGGCCUCACAAAGAACCGACAGCAACAGCAACAGCAGCAGCAGCAGCAGCAGCAGCAGCAGCAACAGCAGCAGCAGGGCAUUUGUGUUUCGCCGCUGCUGCUCUCCUGCUGCUCUCAGUUUGCAGCUUUGUGGGUUUUCUUAUUGUGAAGCAGCAGCAGCAUACCUGGUCGCUGCGUUGCUGCAAGAGAGCAGCAGCAGCAGCAACAGCAGCGGCAGCAGCAGCGGCAGCAGCAGCAGCACGACCUGCUGCAUAGCACGUUUGCAGCAGCAGCAGGAGGCUGUUUCGAUAUGUGCAGCAGCAUAUUUGCUGCUGCAGGAAGGUGCGCAGGGUUUAGAGCGGCAGCAGCUGCUGCAGCAAGCUGCAGGCGAAGCAGAGCCUGUUACAGACCCUCCUACAAAAGAGAUAGAUGAUUAUGAAGAAGCUCGGCAUUCUUUAUUUGCUGCUUUGCUGCAGCAGCAGCUAGUAGAGCCGGAUGAGGAGUUUGCAUACGACUCUUCUUCACAACCCCCCGGCAGCAGCAGCAGCAGCAGCAGCAGCAGACUCGUGCCUUGGCAGCAGCGGCUGCUCAGCCCUGAAGACCGCAAGAAGUUAAAAUUGCUGCUAAUGAGGAGAGCUCUCGCUAACGUUCCUCGUUGGAGCUUCGUUUCUGCUGCUAGCAAUGCGAAGUACAGACUGUAUAGGCAUGGUUUGCUGCAGCAGCAGGCCUGGUGCAGCUUUGCUGCAGCACAAGAAGAUCUUAGUAAAGAGCUGCAGUAUAUUAAAGAAGAAGCAAAUAAUAUAGAGCCGCACUGGGGUGAGACCAUCUUAAGAGAUACAGUUUUGCUGCAUAGACUCGGAGAAACUCAGAAACAAAGAAACAAACUGCAGCAGGAGCAGCAGCAGCAGCAGCUGCAGCAGCAGCAGCAGCAGCAGCAGCAACAGCAACAGCAGCAGCAGAACAAACAACCAAUCAUGCAACAGCAGCCCCAUCAACUCCAACAAAGGCAAGAACACCAACAGCAGCAGCAGCAACGACAGCCGCAGCAGCAGCAGCAGCAGCAAAGGCAGCAGCAGAAGCAGCAGCAGCAGCAAAAGCAGCAGCAGGAAGGAGUAGUUAAGGGCAGCAAAGUUGAGGACCCUAUGCCGAAGCAAACAAAUACAAAAAACUUUAACAAAAAGAAACAGUAA